Messenger RNA from Fusarium sp. VM40, 1416 nucleotides. NCBI's taxonomy places the organism in Eukaryota, Fungi, Ascomycota, Sordariomycetes, Hypocreales, Nectriaceae. The record is from the annotation of a GenBank genome assembly.
AUGGCUAACGGGCAAAAGCCUGCGCGGGACGAACUCAGGAACCUCCAAGAAGACCUUGGACCCUACUACCAAAUUCCUCUCAAGCCCCGACGAAGUGGUACUCACUCAAGAGAGAACAGCUUUCAAGAGUCUCUGCGCCAAUCGUCCAAUACACCUGAGCCGAAACGAUCGGGUUCCAAAAGACAGGAUCCUUCCAGUAGAGAUUCCACGCCGAACCGGCCAUCCAAAUCGAGGACCAAAACCAAUAGUCGGGACAUAACUUCGGACGUGGGCACGCCUAAGAGGUCCCCCAGAAGUGAACAUAAUACCCCGCGCCCAGAGUCGGUGAAGCCGGAGCGCCACAACCGCGAGAUGUCGCAACGAAACCGCAGUGGACGUGCGUCGAACCGCAACAACGGCAAUACACACGGAGAGGAAGUGCAGAUAUGGGAUUUGUGUAAAAGCCAAGUGGGGGAGAUCGUCUCAGGGAUCAACGCCGAGAACGACAGCCUGAGUGAGCUGGUUACCAUGGACAAGCAAGUUGGUGCUAUGGACCUGGAGAAGAUUCCAGGGGACUCAUUGAAAGACAUGGAACAGCUAUGUCGGACGGGAGUUAAGCACUCCGAGGCCAAUAUGUCGGCUCUCAAAAAUACUAUUGAGCAGCUUAAAGUGCUGCGCGCUGUGGUGCAUGCUAAGGAACAGCAAGAUGCUCAAGCGGCAGGACCUGGGAAGAGGCAAGCUCGAGAUACCACAGCAGCAGCAUCUUCGCUCUACGACUUUGAUGGAGCUGGCGACUCACCUGUACCGAGUCCAAUUGGAGGGGCAUCGCGGAAAUACGGCGAUCGAGCAAGAGAACGGGAACGGGAACGGGAGCGAGAAAAGGAAAAGGAACGAGAGAGGGAAAGAGAGAGAGAAAGAGAAAGGGAAAGGGAAAGAGAAAGAGACCGUGACAGCAUGCCACCAAAGGCCGAUAGUGUCGAGCCUCAGGGGUCUGUGGGAAGCGGUGUCGGGGGGAACAACAGAUCAAAAGUUGUCUUCUCAAAAGGUGAUGCAGUCGCGUUCAAACCGAAAGCACUGAAUGGCGAUACAACAUCAGAUUGGAUACUAGGCGAAGUAGCACAAGUUAUGGGCGAAGGCAAAAGCCGACGAUACAAGGUUCUUGAUAUAGAACCAGAGGACCAGAGCAAACAGAAGGAAUACCGAUCGAGCGCGAGUAGCAUGAUUCCAAUCGCACCCGAGAGUCAAGCCGCGACUCUCAAGGACUGGGAGGCGGGCAAGGUGGUGUUGGCCCUAUAUCCCCAAACUACGACGUUCUACAAGGCGGAGGUUCACAGCAUGGACAAUCAUGGCAAAGUCAAUCUCAAGUUUGAAGGGGAGAACGACUCGUCAACACUACAACAGGUUGAGAGGAGGUUUGUCAUCGAGUAUAGAGCAUGA